Messenger RNA from Salarias fasciatus (jewelled blenny), 1151 nucleotides. RefSeq names its product cathepsin Z-like. Gene Ontology annotation, molecular function: cysteine-type peptidase activity. Gene Ontology annotation, biological process: proteolysis. The transcript has 6 exons. NCBI's taxonomy places the organism in Eukaryota, Metazoa, Chordata, Actinopteri, Blenniiformes, Blenniidae. The record is from RefSeq and is a predicted model, not a curated record. The coding region runs from base 50 to 988 and encodes 312 amino acids.
GUCUUCUCCUGCUCUUCUCUAACUAAAACCCUGUUUCUCUGUGUCUUUCAUGGCUCUCUCUGCUGGGACUGUGCUGCUCCUCUCGGCCGGGCUGUGCACCGUGUUGGCCAGCGUGUUUCUCCAGGAAUCGCGACCCUGUUACAUCCGCAAACCGAGGAAGGAUGGCUUUGCAGUGAGAAGAACACGUCAUACUCAUGAGAAACUGAACAUCUCCGAUUUGCCCGAGGCGUGGGACUGGAGGAACGUCAAUGGCACCAACUACGCCAGCACGACCCGCAACCAGCACAUUCCCCAGUUCUGUGGGUCCUGCUGGGCUCAUGGCAGCACCAGCGCCAUGGCAGACCGCAUCAAUAUUAAACGUAAAGCAGCAUGGCCCUCUGCUUACCUGUCUGUCCAGCAUGUGAUCAACUGCGCAGAGUCCGGCACUUGUGAAGGUGGUGAUCACGCUGGGGUCUACGAGUAUGCACACAAGCAUGGGAUCCCAGAUGAGACCUGCAAUAACUACCAAGCCAAAGACCAGGAGUGCCAGCCCUUCAAUGCAUGUGGCACCUGCACCAUGUUAGGAGGGUGUAACAUUGUGAAGAAUUACACUCUGUGGAAAGUGGGCGAUUUUGGAGAACUCAGUGGAAGAGAAGAGAUGAUGGCAGAGAUUUACGCUCGGGGUCCGAUCAGCUGUACGAUAAUGGCCACACCGAAGCUGGACAAUUACACUGGAGGUAUCUACUCUGAGUACCGAAAUAAUACAGAUACGAACCACAUCGUGUCAGUGGCUGGAUGGGGCGUGGAGAACGGCGUUGAAUACUGGGUUGUACGCAACUCCUGGGGAGAGCCAUGGGGUGAGAAGGGCUGGCUCAGGCUCGUGACCAGCAAAUACAAUGGAGAAAAUGGAGAAAAUGGAGAAAAUCAAGGAAAUGAAAGCAACUACAACCUGGCGAUAGAGGACCACUGCAUGUACGGAGAUCCCAUUGUUCCUGAAUCUUACUUGUAGAGGAGCUCAGCACUGUGCCAGGUCAUCACUGCACACUAUUCCGCUUUGCUCUACCAGCUUUUGAUCAGCUUAUGCUAACUUGGGAAUAUAUUUCGAGUUUUUCCUUUUAUUAAUUGUUCUUAAAACUAUGCAAUUAGUGCCACGGGUAUCAAGCUAGAUAUCU